AUGAGAGGCACUUGGAGGUAUUUUCAACAAUUAACAUGUCUCAUCCUUUGGCUAGGAGUAAUUGCCUUGAUUGGAUUCUUUCAGCAGCAUGUUGUAAUGGUUGUCAGGCGGCAGCGGCCUGUUUUCAAGCCCUGCCAACCCACAAUGAAUGUCAUGUUCCUCAAGACGCACAAGACAGCCAGCAGCACUGUCCUCAACAUCCUCUUCCGCUUCUCAGAGAAACACAACCUCACAGUGGCCCUUCCCUGUGGCAAUGAGUUCCACCUGGGCUACCCACUGCGCUUCAAGGCAACAGAUGUCGAGGAGUUCAAAACUAUUGGCCAAAACUUCAACAUCAUGGGCAACCACCUGAGGUUUAAUUUGCCACAGGUAAAAAGAGUAAUGCCGAAUGACGCCUUCUAUUUUUCAAUCCUGAGGGACCCAGUUUCUUUGUUCGAAUCCUCCUAUGUUUAUUACAAAACUUAUUCACCAGCAUUUAGAAACUCCAAGAAUGUGAAUGAGUUUCUCUUAGCUCCAUGGUCAUACUACAAUCUAAGUGAAAAGGCCUGGAACGUUUAUGCCAAGAACAAUAUGUGGUUUGAUUUGGGCUAUGACAACAAUGCGAUAUAUGAUGAGUACUAUGUCCAGUCUGUAAUACAGGACAUCCAGAAGCAUUUCCAUUUGAUGCUGAUUGCGGAAUACUUUGAUGAGUCCAUGAUCCUUCUGAAGGAUACUUUGUGCUGGGAACUAGAUGAUGUGGUUUAUUUCAAGCUGAAUGCCAGGAGCUUAGACAGCAUUCAGGCUUUGAAUCCAGACAGCAAGGAAAAGGUGAAAGACUGGUGUGCUCUGGAUUGGAAACUUUACACACACUUCAAUAAUACCUUCUGGAUUAAGAUUCAGGAGAGGAUGGACUUAAAGACUUUGUACAAAGAAGUCAACCUUCUGCAGAAGAGGCAGAAGGAACUGAUGGAGAGGUGUCUCUUGGAGGAAACAGCAAUUGAUGAAACCAAAAUCAAAGAUGAGAAACUGAAGCCCUUCCAGUCAGGCCAUGCUAAAAUCCUGGGUUAUAAUCUCAAACAGGGUUUAGACAAUAAGACACUGAAUAUCUGCAAAAAGAUGACCAUUCCUGAGCUCCAAUAUAUGGCCUACAUGUACAGUCACCAGUUCCCAAACAAGACGAGAAAAUCCAUAAACUUUAGAUGAAAUUUUCUAAUAAGGUACCAUUCUAUCAUAUUACAGCAAGUUGAGGAAGUAGC
Messenger RNA from Elgaria multicarinata webbii, 1235 nucleotides. It is a transcript of the gene GAL3ST2, whose product is annotated as galactose-3-O-sulfotransferase 2. Gene Ontology annotation, biological process: glycolipid biosynthetic process; glycoprotein biosynthetic process. Lineage: Eukaryota; Metazoa; Chordata; Lepidosauria; Squamata; Anguidae. Gene Ontology annotation, cellular component: membrane. Bases 1 to 1182 code for a protein of 393 amino acids. The transcript is spliced from 4 exons. The record is from RefSeq and is a predicted model, not a curated record. Gene Ontology annotation, molecular function: galactosylceramide sulfotransferase activity.